Molecule: messenger RNA, 1796 nt
Organism: Cucurbita moschata (crookneck pumpkin)
Lineage: Eukaryota; Viridiplantae; Streptophyta; Magnoliopsida; Cucurbitales; Cucurbitaceae
Product: putative esterase YitV
Exons: 13
Coding region: 389-1468 (359 amino acids)
Biological process (GO): proteolysis
Molecular function (GO): serine-type peptidase activity
Source: RefSeq, a predicted model, not a curated record
GCCCAUAAGAGCUGAUGGAAGCCGGCAUGAUAAAGUAUUCGAUAUUAUAUUUAUAUCCAGCCAAGACGGUCGUCGGCGGCGUUGGGCGAGUGCCUGUUGACCGUGAAAUUGUGUGCAACCAUAUUAUAUCCAUAAGAAAUGGGAACCAUUCGCCGAUAUUGCGGCAAAUCUGCGUCGGAUAUUUGGACUCACGAGACGACAAUGAGGGCGUGGACCGGAUUGGAUCGCGUCCACUGCAAUGCCCAGCUAUAAUUAUUGUAAUAAUGCCACGUGCUACUCUGUCCUUCGCUCACGUGCCUAAGCCAUGGAACCGACGACUUUCCGAUGCCAUUAAAUUUCUCGUACCGCGACGCUGCCAGGAGAAGCUGUCGAAAUCGAAAAUAAUCAAAUGGAAGAAGCUCUUGUUGACGCCGACAAGUUUGGGGCCGAAUUCCUUCGAGUUCUGCGUCAUCGACGAUCUGGAGAAGUUCCGCUGAAUGUGAAGCUUUCAAAGCCUAUCCAGGAUCCUCUGAUUCAGGAGGCCAACCCACCAGCCUUGAGUAAGGCAAUGGAAUCUUGUCCGAAGGAAGAUAUUAGCAAUUUGAAGGACUUGCUUCAUGAGGAAAAUCUUCAUCUGGCUACAGAGGAAGGGGAGCAAGGGCAGUUGCCUAUAUUGAUUAUAAGCAUGAAGGAUAGCAAACAGCAAAAGAAACCUGCGAUUGUUUUUCUGCACAGUACGAACAAGUGCAAAGAGUGGUUGAGACCAUUGCUUGAGGCUUAUGCAUCGAGGGGAUACGUAGCCAUUGCCAUUGAUUCUCGUUACCACGGUGAAAGGGCCAAGAACAAAACCACCUACCGCGAUGCUCUUGUAUCUUCAUGGAAAAGAGGUGAUACCAUGCCGUUCAUAUUUGACACGGUAUGGGACUUGAUCAAAUUGGCAGAUUACCUGACAAAAAGGGAGGACAUUGACCCAUGUAGAAUAGGAAUUACCGGCGAAUCUCUUGGAGGAAUGCAUGCAUGGUUUGCUGCUGCUGCCGACACUCGCUAUGCCGUGGUUGUCCCCAUAAUUGGCGUGCAGUGUUUUCGAUGGGCCAUAGAUAAUGAUAAGUGGCAGGCACGAGUUGAGAGUAUAAAACCUGUUUUCGAGGAAGCAAGAAUUGAAUUAGGCAUGAAUGAGAUCAACAAAGAAGUCGUGACCAAGGUCUGGAAUAGGAUUGCUCCUGGUUUAGAUUCUAAAUUUGACUCGAUUUAUGCAGUUCCAGCUGUUGCACCACGUCCUUUGUUGUUGUUAAAUGGUGCAGAUGACCCUCGAUGUCCAAUUGCCGGUUUGGAUACAACUGUAACAAGAACACAGACAGUUUAUCAGAACUUUGGUUGUCCAGAAAAUUUUAAGUUCAUCGCACAACCUGGGAUUGGCCACGCAAUGACACCAGAGAUGGUGAAAGAAGCUAGCGAUUGGUUUGACAGGUUUUUAGGGCAGAGUAUCUAAGAGUUGUGGCUGUUCUCGUCAUUGAUCCCUGUGGAUAUCUGAUCUUGAGAUGCAUUGGUGAAGAUAAUAUUCCCAUCAGUUCUAAUGGAAAGUUACUUCACUUUGGUAGUAAACAAGUUCCAUACUUUUCAUGCUCUAGUUGAAUGGUCAAAACUCUCGAAUGACAGUUUGAGUUGUAAUAGAAAAUAUAUCUCUAAAAGUGGUUUAAUGAUUUUUCUUCUGAAACAGAGGUUUGAUCAUUAUAUUAGUGAAGUUAUAAGGCGCCUUCGAACAUUCCUGCCAUACAAGUAGCUUUGUAUUUCAUGAAAAAAUGAACCCUUUUCACACU